AUGAACGCCGUCCGCAACCUCUUUCCCCAUCCUCACACUUUCUUCCCCAGUCAUUAUCGACAGAGCAGUAAUGCUAGUAAACCGUACCAUUAUGCCCCAGGAUGGUAUUAUCAUCCAGAAUCUGCUUCCUCGCCUAUCAAACUCUCGUCCGAGGAUGUCAAUAACUCUCCACGACGACGACACCGACAGCAGAGAAAUGAUUAUGAAUAUAGCCCUAGCUUACCAGUCAACAAAGGGGAGAAUGCAAAAAGUAGAAGGAGAAAUGAAGCGGAUUUUCCAAGACAUGGAAGAGCUGAAGACUUUUCCAAAAGACAAGGUGAAGGAAAUGGGGUCUUCGCCGCUACGAAAAAUGGUAGGAAGGGUAUCGAGAACAUGGAAAGGGAGAGAGAGGUGGAAAUAGAAAUGGAGAUUCAGAGGAGAGUCGAUGGGAUAAUAGAAGUGCAAGACGCGAUAUCUCGAGAACAGGAUAGGAUUGAGGAUGAGUGGAUGUUUCUUGAGAGAGCCUGGGAGGUAUUGGGAGAGUGUAGGGGGAUAAAUUUGGAGAGGGAGAGAGAUUUCAGAGAAUGGAUUUUGGCGGAAAGAAGUUUGAAUGGCGGAAGUGGUCGAGUUGGAAGUGAUCGGCGGUACAGACAGUGGAAUGAAGGGAGACGGGAGGAUACGGAUGCUAGCAAUCCAGAUAUGAGGGGGUGGUAUUAG
Botrytis deweyae is the source of this 696-nucleotide messenger RNA. RefSeq lists its product as uncharacterized. The transcript has a single exon. The record is from RefSeq and is a predicted model, not a curated record. Lineage: Eukaryota; Fungi; Ascomycota; Leotiomycetes; Helotiales; Sclerotiniaceae. Bases 1 to 696 code for a protein of 231 amino acids.